This is a messenger RNA of Capsella rubella, 1152 nucleotides long. RefSeq names its product peroxisomal and mitochondrial division factor 2. NCBI's taxonomy places the organism in Eukaryota, Viridiplantae, Streptophyta, Magnoliopsida, Brassicales, Brassicaceae. The record is from RefSeq and is a predicted model, not a curated record. The transcript has 2 exons. The coding region runs from base 83 to 1051 and encodes 322 amino acids.
GCAUCGAAUCUCAGAAAGCGAGCAUCUGUAGGGUUUAUCACUCUCCUCCUACGAUUCCAUUCCCCGAUCACAGCUGUUGGAGAUGGCGGACGAGAAGACCUUGAACGGCGACGCGACUCCCCCGGAGGAUGAGAGUUUCUUCGAUUCUGAUCAUCAAGACGAUGCCGGCAAGUCCACGGAUUUGAAUCGAAAGAUUGGAGAGCUCCUCGAUUCUCACAAUCAGGAACUCGUGCGUGAUAACGAUGAGAUCAGUAGGAAAAUCGAGAGCUUGACUGCGGAGAUUGAGGAGCUGAGAGCAGCCGAAUCUAAGGCCAAGCGUAAGAUGGGUGAGAUGGAGAGGGAGAUUGACAAGUCUGAUGAGGAGAGGAAGGUUCUCGAAGCCAUAGCUGCCAGAGCUUCCGAGUUAGAGACCGAAGUUGCACGGGUGCAGCAUGAGCUGAUCACGGCUAAGACGGAAGGGGAAGAUGCUGCGGCCGAGGCCAAGAAGCUUCAGUCUGAGAUUUCUCAGAAAGGGGAUGUGAUUGAGGAAUUGGAGAAGGAGGUCGCUGGUUUAAGGACUGUAAAGGAGGAGAAUGAUAAGAGAAUGAAGGAAUUGGAGACGAAGCUUGGUGCUCUCGAGGUUAAGGAGUUGGAGGAGAGGAACAAGAAGUUUCGAGCCGAGGAAGAGAUGAGAGAGAAGAUUGACAAUAAGGAUAAGGAGAUUGAUGCUUUGAAGGAGAAGAUUAAGGGUUUGGAAUCAGAUGUAGCGAAAGGGAAAGCAGAGUUGCACAAGUGGAUAACAGAGAAGACGGCUGUGAAAGAGGCGUUAAGAGACUCUGAGGAGAAAGUGGCGGCUAUGGAAUCAGAGAUUGCGGAGUUACAUAAGCAGUUGGAUGAUACUGAAAAGAUGAUCAGUGGAUUGAAGAAUGUGGCUGAGGCAGUUGAUGGGAUUGAGCUUAAGUCAUGGUCACCGACUGUGACUACUGGUUCUGGUGGAGCUGUGGCCGCAGUUGCUUUUGCAGUAGCCGGAGCUGCUGUUGUUUGCUACAUUUACCACUCGAGGAGGGUUUGAUUCGAGGUAGACUUUUAUGAAAUUUGAUUUCUUUGUUUCAAAAGUGUUUCCUACAAUAACUUUCUUGUUAUAUGUUUGGGAAUUUGAUUGGUUUCACAAUU